UUAAAGUGAAAAUGAAAACCAAGACGGCACAGCAGUGCGAUCUCAGAGUCUGAGUAUUGAAGAUUUGAUUUACUACGGCUGGACGUGUCUUAUAAACCCACUUAUGUAACACAGACAGUUUUACAAAGAUCUCCUCAUUGAUGAAUUUAGAAAAACAAAAAGUGUGACGGGAGUGAACUGAGGGAAAAAGGCCCAUGAAGUCAUGAAGGCCCAGAAGAGACGGAGCUGCUUUGUGUUCUUCCUACUUCACAUGAUACACAUCGCCUGGACACAGAGGUUUCAAGUUGUUGGACCUUCUUCAGCUGUUCUUGUUUUUGUUGGUCAAGAUGUCACCCUACCUGCCUCACUCUCACCAGCUAUGAGUGCUCAAUGGUUUGAAGUAAGGUGGUUUCGUGAUGAUUUAUUUUCUCCAGUACUUUUAUACCAGAAUCUUCAAAUUAGACCUGAGCGUCAGUUGCAGGCCUAUAAGGGAAGGACUUCACUUUUCCUAGAAGAGCUUCUGAAUGGAAACGUGUCUCUGAGACUCCAGGAUGUCCGUGUUUCUGACGGUGGGCUGUACAAAUGUUUAGUGGCCUCUGGGCCAUAUGAUGAGGAGGCACACAUCACUCUGAAUGUCGAAGCCUUGGGCAGUCAGCCGUCCAUUUCUCUCAGUACUACAGAAGACCAACAGCCCAGACUGGAGUGCAGCUCUGAGAAGUGGAGCUCUCGACCAGAAGUGAGCUGGAGAGACAUGAACGGCAUAGACGUGACAUCACAGUCCAAGUUAACAUUUAAGCGGGACAUUGAGGGUCUGCUAAACGUAAGCAGCCUCAUCCCCAUCAAGAAGGAGUUCAACGUAUUCUCCUGUCUCAUUAGAAGUAAUACGACCAAACCAGCCUGGCAGUCCAAAAUGGGGGUGUACGUUUUCUCUCCAGGAGUCUCUGGCUGGUCAGUAGUGUUCUGGUUAUCAGUGGUUCUCUGUGUGGCAACAGCCAUUCUGCUGGUGUUAAAAUGGCAAAGAAUGAAAGAUAAAAAUGCAAAUUAUGACAUGAAAGUCGACAUUCUCCCUGUUUGGAUCUUACGCAAGGAAAUCGAGAUGGCACAACAUCCAGCUUUCACUCUGAAGUUUUCUAAAGUUAUUAAUGGAUUCUCUCAUGAAGAUCUCCUCAAGAUCACGGAGAACUACAAGCCUCAGCUGGCCUACGUGAUGAACUUUGACAUCAGCAGCGUCCUGCAUACCCUGGUCACCAAGGGCACUCUUACCAAAAAGGAGGCAAAGGGUGUCAAAGUCAAAGAAGAGUCUGAGGGGACACCAGGUGUGGAGUCCUUCAUUGAUGAGGUGAUGAAGAAGGACAAAGCAGAGCUGGUCAGCCUGUGGGAAGCACUGGCUGAAGAAUUUGUGAGAUGUCCAUCACCAAACCUGAAAGGAAUCCUGGACAAGGUGACCGAGCAGGGACCGGACCUCUUGAAGGAGAUCCAGGCCAGCGCCCAGUCACCGCUCCUUGAGCCUCGUAUUAAAGACCUCAGUGAGACACACAGAGCCGCUGUGUCUGAAUCUAUGAGACCGCUGGAUGAUCAGCUUGCAUCUGGAGAUCCACUCACUAGCGCGGUUGGCCUUGAGACUCGAUACAUGGAGCUGAUGGUCAUCAAACAGGACAUUAAAGAUGAACUGGUGAAGUUUGGGAAGACUCAGGAAAAACUUGGGGAGAAAGGAGCAACAAAGAACUGUGAGCGAAUCUGGACUGAGCAUCUGUUUAGGAGAAAUCCUGACAGUGUAAAUCCCUCCAACAUCGUAGUGGUCAGUGGGGUGGCAGGAAUAGGGAAGACCACCAUGGUCGAGAAGAUCAUGUCUGACUGGGCCAGAGGCACUCAGUACCAGAGGUUUCAAUUUGUUUUCCUUUUUAAACUCAGGGAGCUGAAACUGAUAGACAAUGACAACGAGACACAAGAGUCUCUAACCAAGCUGAUUGUAAGGCACUAUAAAUAUCUUAGUAAUGAAAGCGUAAAAGAAAUCCUGAAGAAACCUGAAUCUCUGCUUUUUAUACUUGAUGGACUGGAGGAAUACAAACGCAAACUGGAUUUCACACCGAGUCAGCUCUUCUCAGACCCAGAUGAUGAGGUGCCUGUCCACAUCCUGGUCACCAGUCUGGUCAGUCAGACAUUAUUGAAGGGCUGCUCAGUCCUGAUCACAAGCAGACCAACAGCUCUAGGGUCUCUGGACAUGGAGAGAGUUGAUGGAUUUGCAGAGAUUGUAGGAUUCUUCCCUGAACAAAGGCUGAUGUACUUUAAGAAGUUCUUUGGUGAGGCUGCUCUGAGCACCAAGGCCUUUCGGUACUUUGAGGAACGAGUUCACCGAUUUGCAGAGUUUGUAGGGUUCUUCCCUGAACAAAGACUGUUGUACCUUAAGAGGUUCUUUGGUGUUGCUGAUAUGAGCGCUGAGGCUUCUAAGUAUGUAGAAGAGAACCCCAUCCUGUACUCCAUGUUCUUCAGCCCCUCGUACUGCUGGAUUAUCUGCUCUGCACUGAAGAGCCACUUCAUGACACCUGAAGAAGAGCGAGGAGCUGCCCCCAAGACUGUCACUGAGAUAUUUGUGAUGUUUCUUCACAACAUCUUGACCAGUCAUAGACAAGAAGCUGAAGACCAGAUUCUGCUCAAACUGGAGAAGAUGGCUUAUUAUGGUGUGGAAAACAAUAUUCAUGAGUUUAAUGAGAAGCAAGAGAUGUCUAAUUUUAGUCUUCAGCCAGUCCUGUCCUCUCCAUUCAUCUCUGGGUUACUGCAGAGACAAAGCACUCAGGAGCACACAACAUACACUUUCUACCACCUCACUCUACAGGAGUUCAUGGCUGCCUGCUCUGUUUAUCGUGAUCCACCAGAGGGAAUUGAGGAGCUGCUGAUGAAGUGGGACUCGUGUAAAGAUGGCCGAUUUGAGAUUGUCACUCGAUUCAUGGCCGGACUGGCUUGGUGUCCUGUCCUUAAAACAUUGGAAGGAAUCCUGGGGGAGUUUGAGGGGACAACUACACAGCGAAUCCAGGAGUGGGUGAGGCAGAAAGCUAAACAGGCUCUACAUGGCCAAAAUAAAAGUGAAGCUGUGCGAGUUUGUCACUGGCUCUAUGAAACUCAGAAUAAGGAGUUAAUCAGAGAUGCCAUUGGGGAGGCUUUAAAGAUGAACUUUAGAAACAUAUCUCUGUAUCCUCUGGACUGUGCUGUGCUGGCCGCUGUCAUCAGCUGCUGUGGAGAACUUCAGAAACUUGACCUGACAGGUACACCUCUGACCCCACAGUGCAUCAGGAGACUGGCAGAGGGGCUCAGCUGCUGCAGUGAAGUCUGGUUGAGGUCUUGUGGUUUCACCUCGGCCUGCUGCUCAGCUCUCUCCUCGGUCUUCUCGUCUCCAAACUCACAGCUGACUGAACUGGUGCUGAACAACAACAACCUGGGAGAUUCAGGGGCUCGUCAGCUGAGUGAGGGGCUCAGGAGUGACAACUGUAAAUUAGAGAAACUGGGGUUGUACUCUUGUGGUCUCACCUCGGCCUGCUGCUCAGCUCUCUCCUCGGUCCUCUCGUCUCCAAACUCACAGCUGACUGAACUGGACCUGGACAUCAACAACCUGGGAGAUUCAGGGGCUCAUCAGCUGAGUGAGGGGCUCAGGAGUGACAACUGUAAAUUAGAGACACUGUGGUUGGUCUCAUGUGGUCUCACCUCGGCCUGCUGCUCAGCUCUCUCCUCGGUCCUCUCGUCUCCAGACUCACGGCUGACUGAACUGUGGCUGAACAACAACAACCUGGGAGAUUCAGGGGCUCAUCAGCUGAGUGAGGGGCUCAGGAGUGACAACUGUAAAUUAGAGAAACUGGAGUUGUUCUCUUGUGGUCUCACCUCGGCCUGCUGCUCAGCUCUCUCCUCGGUCCUCUCGUCUCCAAACUCACAGCUGACUGAACUGAACCUGGACUUCAACAACCUGGGAGAUUCAGGGGCUCGUCAGCUGAGUGAGGGGCUCAGGAGUGACAACUGUAAAUUAAAGAAACUGAUGCUGGAGAACAACGGGAUCAGUGAGAGUGAGAUGAUGAACCUGAGGUCACUACAGGAGGAGCUGAGGAGGUCUGGACAUCACCUGACUAUCUACACAUGUGAAGACCAGCAGUGGUGAUCAGACUGACCCCCCUGUCAGUGACGGAGCCCCCCGUCCACUCUCCCUAAAUUCUCCUCUUUCUUCUUUUCCUUCUCCUCUCAGCUCUGCUCCUCAUUUAAUAAACUCUCCGUGUCCCCUCA
Messenger RNA from Erpetoichthys calabaricus (reedfish), 4242 nucleotides. RefSeq names its product NACHT, LRR and PYD domains-containing protein 3-like. The transcript is spliced from 17 exons. Gene Ontology annotation, molecular function: protein binding; zinc ion binding. Gene Ontology annotation, cellular component: cytoplasm. NCBI's taxonomy places the organism in Eukaryota, Metazoa, Chordata, Cladistia, Polypteriformes, Polypteridae. The record is from RefSeq and is a predicted model, not a curated record. The coding region runs from base 203 to 4120 and encodes 1305 amino acids.